Molecule: messenger RNA, 861 nt
Organism: Truncatella angustata
Lineage: Eukaryota; Fungi; Ascomycota; Sordariomycetes; Amphisphaeriales; Sporocadaceae
Exons: 3
Coding region: 1-861 (286 amino acids)
Molecular function (GO): oxidoreductase activity
Source: RefSeq, a predicted model, not a curated record
AUGGGAUCUCUCCUCGAAAACAAGGGCCGUCUCGCUGGCAAGAACGCCAUUGUUACUGGUGCUGCCGGCGGCAUCGGUCUCGAGACGUGUAUCCUUUUCGCCAGGGAGGGUGCCAAUGUCCUCAUGACCGAUAUUUCGGGGCCCGCGCUCGAGAAGGCCAAGGCGAAGGUCACACAAUUGGUUCCCAACGCUGGCAAGGUUGAGACAAGAGUGACCGACGUCUCCAAGGAAGCCCAAGUGCAAGCUGCUGUCGAAUCCCUCGACUCCUGGGGUGGCCUCGACAUCAUCUUCAACAACGCCGGUAUUAUGCACGCACAGGACGACGACGCCGUCGGCACGCCCGAGAACAUCUGGGACCUGACCAUGAACAUCAACGUCAAGGGUGUAUGGUACGGCUCCAAGCACGCCGUGCUCUCCUUCCGCAAGCACAAGAAGACCAAGGGCAGCGUCAUCAACACUGCCUCGGUCGUCGCUCUUGUCGGUUCCGCCACCCCGCAGCUCGCCUACACUGCCUCCAAGGGCGCUGUCCUAGCGCUCACCCGCGAACUGGCCAUCGUCCACGCUCGCGAGGGCUUCAGAUUCAACAGCUUGUGCCCGGCGCCGCUCAACACACCGCUGCUCCAGGACUGGCUCGGUGAUGAUAUCCCCAAGCGUAUGCGCCGUGAGAUCCACUUCCCCGGCGGUCGAUUUGGCGAGGCCAUCGAGCAGGCACAGGCCGUGUUGUUCCUGGCCAGCGACGAGGCCAGCUUUGUCAAUGGACACGAGAUGGUUGUUGACGGUGGUAUGACCAAGGCCUAUGUCACACCCGAGGGCCAGCCUACCGCUGCACCUACCAACAACGCCCUGAAGGAUCAGCUGUAA